UGCUGCAGCCAUAUUGAGGCAGAAGCACAACAACGGCGGAUGUGCUCCUAGACGGUCGUUUUUAAAAUAUAUAUUUUUCUGGUGUCUCGAAAGAAAAAUAUUAUUUGUAACGCGGCUGCAAGUGUAGGGACGCCCCCGCUUUGUCACGCACUGUCCCUGCGAGUCUGACAGCGCCGCACCGGAAGUGUUGGAGCGGACGGUGAUUUUGUCGCUGGCUUCAGGAUGGCGUCUCGCAAGAAGGUGCUGUUGAAGGUGAUAAUCCUGGGAGACUCAGGGGUGGGGAAGACCUCUCUAAUGAACCAGUAUGUCAACAAGAAGUUCAGUAACCAGUACAAGGCCACCAUCGGCGCUGACUUCCUCACCAAGGAGGUCAUGGUGGAUGAUCGCCUCGUCACCAUGCAGAUCUGGGACACUGCAGGACAAGAACGGUUUCAGUCCCUGGGUGUGGCAUUUUACCGUGGAGCAGACUGCUGCGUGUUGGUGUUUGAUGUCACAGCGCCCAACACCUUUAAGACGCUGGACAGCUGGCGGGAUGAGUUCCUGAUCCAGGCCAGUCCCCGUGACCCAGAGAACUUCCCCUUCGUCGUCCUGGGCAAUAAGAUUGACCUGGAGAACAGGCAGGUAACAACGAAACGUGCCCAGGCCUGGUGUCAGAGCAAGAACAGCAUCCCGUACUUCGAGACCAGCGCCAAGGAGGCCAUCAAUGUGGACCAGGCCUUCCAGACCAUUGCCCGCAACGCGCUCAAACAGGAAACGGAAGUGGAGACCUACGACUUCCCCGAUCAGAUCAAGCUGAGAGAUGACAAACCCACUGGCCCCAACGAUUCCUGCAGCUGCUGAGAGACAGGAGGAGAGGAAGGGGCAGAAGUCUGAGAGAGAGAAGAUGGGGAAGGAGGAGGCGCUAGUCACAGAGGUGGAAACCCCUCACUUCUCUGUACAUUGUUGCCUGUCAAAGAAAAUUGUCCAAAUCAGCAUGCUGGAUUCCAAGUCACCCAUUCCUUGAAAAACUGUAAGGAGAUCUGGAAUACAGUCUGGGUACCAGAGUGGGAAACCCCUUCACACACAGUUCGCCUGCGGCGCUAACUUUGCACCAGUUGUUUUUUUAUGCAUAUGAUUAUUAUUGACCAUGCUGAUGAUAACUGCAAAUGACCACCGUACUUAUUAUAGUUGCUCAAUCCAUAGUUGCAUUUGAUAACUUUGUUCUUCCUUCAUCAGUGCUCAUGUGUACUGUAAAUCUGACUGUAGAGGACAUGCUUGCGAUUCUGAUGGCCCCACAGCCAGAGUCAGCAGACAGAGUCUGUCUCUUGCCAGCUCCUGUGCCUUUUCUGCCUUUGUGUUCUGAUUAUGUUUUGUAGGGGAAUCACUUUUUUUUUUUUGUUGCCUUUGGCUGGACCUUGAUUUCCUCGCUUUUGCCAACGUGUUUAUUAAUUUCAGCGUUGGCGGCUCUCGCGCAGAUCUGCACUGUCGUGGGGGCACACAGUGUCGUGGGAAUGGUUCGGUUCACGUCGGGCUCGUGUCUGCCUGUCUCCUCGCUUGCUUAACGCACAUGGGCAGGACAGGCGUUACUCACUGCUGGUUACUGCACCAAAAGAUGGAUUUAUAUAUAUGAUAUUUAUUGUGCAAAUUAGCAAAGCUAUUUUGCCAUUGCAUUCACCCUUUUGAUAUGGAUUUAUUUAAAAGAUUGUUCUUUGAAAUUAUUUGCGGGUAAGGAUGAAGGUUAUAAUGCAUGUUGCACUCUUCAAGUUAAAAAAAAAUCAGCAGAUUCUGCAGUAAAAUUAUCAGCACGAUGGAUUGCCUUCGGUGUAUAGACAGCUUGAGUAGGAAGCAUGUGUGGAAGUACCAGUGAGACCCCUGGCUAUGGGGUCCUUCUCAUUUUAGCACCAUUUGUGUCUACAAGGCACCUGGGUUUUUAUACCAGCUCAUGCUAUUGCUUAACACCUGGGCAAUCACUAAUGUUUUUUUAUCACUGCAGUGCCCACGAUCAUUUCAUUCCCAUCGCUUCGUUGGCAGUGAUAUUCCCAAACCACGUGCCAGCGAAUCCUCCGACAACAGCUAAGCGCUUGCUCCAAGUCCUCAAAGAGACCUUUGUGUCUCCCAGUCCAGCAGCUGAUCUCUCUGAAGGAGAAACCCCACCUGGGGGCACUCUGCACCGAGUCAGUGCUGUGAGAUAGCGUGAAACUGCCUUUGACAGUCAAGACAUUUUGUAGUCGCAAACACAUAAUAUGAAGUUGUGAUGAAGAAAACAAAAACAGGAUCAGCGAUUCAACAGAAUGUGUUAGCUAUCAUCUCCAUUGGGUCAUUGAAUAGCUUUGGGUUUUCAUGUAGUUACCCUAUCUUUGAUUACUGUUGUUAACACUAUAGAAGAGCCCUGAUAUGGCAUGGAAGGUGCUAUAUAGAGCUAUAUAUGGACUAACGGGGUGAUUAGAUACCAUCCUGAGUCAGAGCUAUGUUAAAAGCCUUUGGGCAGUGUUCAGAAAUGUGUAGGAGAGUGUCUUGUUUCUGUGAAUUCAGCUGAUGAUCAAUUGAAAAGGAGGGGAUCUGGUUUGAAAGAAAACAAGUCUGACUUUUUAUUAAACAGGCUGACUUCCCGUAGAGCAUGCACUGACUAUUUUUCCCAGUGUGGCUGCUUAGAGAAGGCUAACUGACAAUACGUAUGCCAGUCUAGGUUUUUAAUUUGAUACCCCUCUGGCAUAACCCAGAGCUGGUAGCCAGAUACUAGAGUCCUGGAGAUAGCAGGAGGGCUAGACUGCAGAGGCACAAGCCUAGGUUGCAAAGUGAGUCAGUCCUGCAGCACUCGGGAGCCUCUCUGUGAACCUUCUGACCCUUGAACUUUGAACCCCAGCAUGAGUCUGCAAUUGCACUGCACAGUUAACACCAGCCCAAGCCCCAUGUUCAGCAUUAUAGUUCCCGUGAAUGUAAAGUGCUGCAUUUCCACAUUUGAAUAACUUGGUUUCAGUUCAUGUAGUUAAUAAAAGAUGCUUAUUGUAUGUUUUUAGUUGCCUGUAGCCCAGAGAUAAUUAGGAGCUGUCUAGUGCUGUGUGACGCUUUAAGCCCCUCCUGUGACCCUGGAAGCAUCCUGUGCAGCUGCAGGUCUCUUCCCCAUCUGUCUCUACCUCCCAUUUCCAACAGAGCCUCCAGUUCAAGAGAUGGUUUAGAAAGAGGUUCUUAACUGUGAUUACAAAGCAGCCUUGAUAAGAUGGCUUCUGCAGAUGUUUUGUUUUUCCAUAACAUAAUAGUUUGUUUUUUUUUUGGAGUGGUAGCUGUUUGUGUAGGACUUCGGAGAUGAAAGCUCUUUUGAAGCUCAAAAUCGAAUGCCUUCAUCACAACCCUCUGCACUGCUCGGGGCCGCGGUCCACAGCUUGUCCCCAGCAGGGGCGAUCCGAAGCUGCCUGGAUCAUGGGGCUCAGGCCUGUGCAGUCAUGGUCUCUCUCUCUCACUUGGUCUGUCUUUAUUUGCCUUUGUAUAUUACCAUUAACAGUCAUUAAUGUAUAAAUAUAUAAAUAUAUCAAGAUCCUGACUGAUUUUAUAUAUACAUUAUAUUAAAGUUUAAAAGUGUUGUAUGUAGGUUAAAAAACUAGGAUUCCCUUUUCUUCAGGCUGAACUGUCUUAUCACCUGUUAAUAUCAUUGCCUCUUCGAAGCAGUCAAAUAAAGGUUAAAUGCCAACAAACAUAUUCUCCA
Lepisosteus oculatus (spotted gar) is the source of this 3679-nucleotide messenger RNA. Its product is annotated as ras-related protein rab7-like. NCBI's taxonomy places the organism in Eukaryota, Metazoa, Chordata, Actinopteri, Semionotiformes, Lepisosteidae. The record is from RefSeq and is a predicted model, not a curated record. Gene Ontology annotation, cellular component: late endosome; phagocytic vesicle; lysosome. Gene Ontology annotation, biological process: phagosome-lysosome fusion; endosome to lysosome transport. Gene Ontology annotation, molecular function: GTPase activity; GTP binding.